Molecule: messenger RNA, 2093 nt
Organism: Oryza brachyantha (malo sina)
Lineage: Eukaryota; Viridiplantae; Streptophyta; Magnoliopsida; Poales; Poaceae
Exons: 11
Coding region: 35-1819 (594 amino acids)
Source: RefSeq, a predicted model, not a curated record
ACGCCAGUUCUCCUCAGCAGGUCGGUCGGAGAGGAUGGGAAGAUGCGACGGGGAGAAGGACGGCAAGCGCCGCCGCGGCCGCAGCAGCAAGAGAUCCUGCGACGUCUCCUCCUCGGACCCCGGCUCCGAUUCCUCCCCUUCCCCGUCCUCUGCCUCCUCCCCCAGUCGCAGCCCCGAGCGCCGGAACCGUAGCCGUAGCGGCAGCAAGCGCAAGAAGGCCUCCUCCUCGUCGUCGUCCCGGAGGCAUCGCCAUCGCCACAAGGGCAGCGGCCGCUCGCGCGACGACGACCGACGUCGCCACCGGCGGAGGCGGCGGGACGAAGGGCGCGGGAGGCGCGGCGGUGAUGCGUCCGACUCGUCCGGCUCGGGCUCGGAGGAGCAGGAUAGGGUGGAGGAGGCGCGGGAGAUCGUCCGCGACAUACUCGGUGAAUUCCCCGCCGUCGCCGGGGAGCUCCGUCAGCUUCUUCAAAUGAUAGAUAAUGGUGAAGGAAUUGAUAUUUCUGGAAUUUCUGACAAGCCAUUGGUGAAGUGUCUAAGGAAACUUUUCAGAUCACUUAAACUGAGAGAAAACUCAAAUGGGGCUUACUUGCUUCCACCGAAAAGUUUACCCACCCUUGAUGUUGUUGGAUCUGUAUUAGUAGCUAGUGGUGAACUGGCUGAUAGUCAAAAUAAAAGUCCAGUAUCACCAACUAAACAGGAACAACCAUCUUCUUUUGAUGUGCAAAAUAAAAACGAUAUCACUUCUGACGAGCCAGUGAAAAAUGAUGCUGAAGAACAAGCUCCUAAACGGAGGGUAAUUGGUCCUGCUAUGCCAUCACGCGAAUUACUAGCUGCAGCAGCUGAAAUGACAGAGGCUCUUAGAUCCCGGGAUGCUGAAGUUGAAGCUGAUGAUGGUUUUCUCAUAGGGCCCCCACCACCUGCCAUGGUAGCUGAAGCUGCAUCUGCAAAUGAAGCAGAGCGAUUUGAAGAGGUAACUCGAAUAUUGGCGGCUGAUGAGAAUUUGCCAUAUGAUGUUGUGGGCGUCAAUUGGAAGAUGUCAUCUGAUAACAUCAAGAAAAGGUACUGGAAGUUAUCUCUUUUAGUGCAUCCUGACAAAUGUCCUCAUCCUUCAGCUCAGGAAGCAUUUGUGAAAUUGAAUAAUGCUUUCAAAGACUUACAGGACCCUGAGAAGAGAGGUGUGAUAGAUGAGAAGAUAAAAAAGAAAGAGGAGAUGGAACAAUUUGAGAUUGAGCUUAAAGCAAUGCGUGAGGCUGCAGAAUGGAGGCGGUUACAAGGUGUAUCUCUCGAGGGUGAUGAGGAACUUCUGGCAGUUCCAAAACAGCCACAGCCACUUAAAAGAGAUGAAUGGAUGACCACGUUGCCUCCUGAAAGAAAACCAGGAGUACCAAUGCAUUCAACUACAUCAUUCAGUAUGAAUGGUAAAGAAGGACGCGGUGAUACAAGUGUAUGGACAGAUACUCCUCUUGAGAGAGCUCAAAAGGCACAACAGAACUACUUAGAAGCCUACAACAAAGCAAAGGCAAUUGCAGACGCAGAUGAAGGAAAGAGCAAAAGCUCAGAUGCUUCAUUGGUGGAUAGAUACAAUUCCUCCAAACGGUCAGUAUCUCUCGUGGAAAAGCAUCGGGAGAGCAAAAAGGAGAAAAAGAAGCAGAAACAGCGAGAUAAAGAAGAAUGGGAAGGAAACCACCCAUGGAAGCCUUGGGACCGUGAGAAGGACCUGUCUGCUGGACGCCAAAACGCCAAUUUAGAUCCUGAGAACAUGUCACAAGGAUUGUCGUCCCGUUUUUCAUCCGGAGCUGUUCAGAGGAACUUCCUCUGAGCCACUUUGACCCAAUCGGCAAAAUCACACUAGUACCCUGGUAUGUCAUGUUAUGCUAUUCAGUCGAGAUGAGCCAUGUUGUAAGUGCCGGUGAGUAUGCUGUAUGCUGUGGGUAGGGUUUGCAUGCUCCAUUCCCCAUAAAUGAGUUAUUCUAUUAUACGGAGAGGGCGCUAGCUACCUAGAUCUACUGAAAACGAAUGUGUUGCCAGUUGUUUUGAACUGUAAAUCCACUCAUCCGGACAGUUAAUACAAAAUUACGGUUGAUCACGAGAUA